AUGGCGCCCAUGCUGGUAGAGCAAAGUCCCCUUAGCAGUGUUCCUGGUGUUCCUAGUGCAGCACUUGCCAUGUCAGUGCCGCUCGUGACCCUCGUGAUGCCGCUGCCCCUCCUGAUACCAGCGUUUCUCCUGAUGCCAGUGACCUUUGUGAUGCCACUGCCGCUCGUGACGCUCUUGAUACCGCUCGUGGAUCGUGACGCUCUUGAUACUAGUGCCGCCAGUGAUGUCGGUGACUUCUGUGACGCCAGUGACGCUCCUGACGUUCCUGAUAUCAGUGCCGCUCGUGACCCUCGUGAUGCCAGUGCCGCCAGUGAUGCCAGUGCCGCCAGUGACGCCAGUGAUCCCAGUGAUGCCAGUGAUCUUUGUGCCGCCAGUGAUCCCAGUGCCGCCAAUGACGCCCCCGAUUCCAGUGACCCCAGCGUUUCAGUGCUAUCAAUCGUUAUUUGCCUACGUCCUAAUUUGGGUAUAGGUCGCAAUUGA
Pleurotus ostreatus (oyster mushroom) is the source of this 480-nucleotide messenger RNA. RefSeq lists its product as uncharacterized. The record is from RefSeq and is a predicted model, not a curated record. The coding region runs from base 1 to 480 and encodes 159 amino acids. NCBI's taxonomy places the organism in Eukaryota, Fungi, Basidiomycota, Agaricomycetes, Agaricales, Pleurotaceae. The transcript has a single exon.